Morchella importuna is the source of this 417-nucleotide messenger RNA. RefSeq lists its product as uncharacterized. The coding region runs from base 1 to 417 and encodes 138 amino acids. The record is from RefSeq and is a predicted model, not a curated record. The transcript is spliced from 2 exons. NCBI's taxonomy places the organism in Eukaryota, Fungi, Ascomycota, Pezizomycetes, Pezizales, Morchellaceae.
AUGUCGAUGGAUGUUCGAGUGAUGAUGAUGAUGAUGGGGGGUAUGCGCGACGUGAUGAUGAUGGAAUCGACGACGCGGGAGAGGAGGCCAAGGAGGCGUGAGGGUGAGGGCGAGGGCGAGGGCGAGGGCGAGGGCGAGGGUGGUGAGGAUGUCUUUGUGGUGCACGUGUUGUGGCAGCAGAAGAAGAGGUUGGAGAAGCCACAGACUCGGAAGAAGGAGAAGAAGAAGAAGAAGAAGAGGAAGGGAAAGAGGAAGGAGGAGGAGGAGGAGGAGGAGGAGGAGAAUAGGAAUAGUGAAAGGAAGAAGAAGCAGAAGCAGCAGCAGCAGCAGCAGAAGAAGAAGAAGAAGAAGAAGAAGAAGAAGAAGAAGAAGGCUUUGUCAUCGUGGUCAGGGGGAGGAGGGGAGGCGUCGCGCUAG